This is a messenger RNA of Hibiscus syriacus, 1276 nucleotides long. Its product is annotated as ACT domain-containing protein ACR11-like. Gene Ontology annotation, cellular component: chloroplast stroma; chloroplast thylakoid membrane. The record is from RefSeq and is a predicted model, not a curated record. The transcript is spliced from 10 exons. Lineage: Eukaryota; Viridiplantae; Streptophyta; Magnoliopsida; Malvales; Malvaceae. Bases 202 to 1029 code for a protein of 275 amino acids.
CAAAAAGGGAAGAAAACGAAAAGAGAGGAGCAAAAUAGAUUGAGUGCUAUCUUCUUUCUCUAAUCUCUGAUGGCAGAUAAAACGAUAGCCUCAGCUUACCACUCUCAUUUCUUCAAACUUGCUUCUUCUUCUCUUUGAUCUCUCUGUUUCUUUCUUCUCUUUACUUUCCCUUCUUUCUCGAGCGCUAUAAUUAUCGUAGUUAUGGCUUCUGCUGCUAACUGUGCAGUAUAUUUUAGCAGCAACAUUAACUGCCUUACUGUAUUUGAAAUAAAAAACCAUUCUUUGCCCGCUACCUUUGUUAUCAGACAACCCAACACUUUUGGGAGAAGAAGUCAUAACAGUGUCAGAUUGACAUCAUCAACGAUAGGAAUCAAUCCACGGGCAGCACCAUCGGCCACUGCUGUAGAGAAUGAUGGGAGUUUGCUUGAUACAGUUCCAACCCCCAAAGUUAUAAUUGAUCAGGACUCUGAUCCGGAUGCCACUGUGGUGGAAAUAACCUUUGGCGAUCGCCUUGGAGCACUUCUUGAUACCAUGAAUGCACUUAAAAGUCUCGGGUUGAAUGUUACUAAGGCAAACGUCUAUCUGGAUUCAACUGGGAAGCACAACAAGUUUUCCAUAACUAAGGCUAGUACCGGAAGGAAAGUUGAAGACCCAGAACUGCUCGAGGCAAUACGUUUGACGAUUAUAAACAACUUACUUCAGUAUCAUCCGGAAUCAAGCUCCCAGUUAGCAAUGGGUGCAACCUUUGGUGUUGAGCCACCAAAAGAAAAGGUUGAUGUGGAUAUUGCAACCCACGUAAGAGUUCGUGAUGAUGGUCCUGACCGUAGCUUGCUAUUUGUGGAGACUGCUGAUCGCCCGGGGUUGUUGGUGGAUCUCGUGAAGAUUAUUACAGACAUAAACAUUGCAGUUGAGUCCGGGGAGUUUGACACUGAGGGGUUGCUUGCAAAGGCAACAUUUCACGUCAACUACAAGGGUAAAGCCCUCAUCAAGCCUCUGCAGCAGGUAAAGACCACUAAACAUCAGCUAUAGAGAAAUGUUCUUUCUAAUAGCUUACGAUAUUUCUUGAGGCGUCCGAGUACGGAGGAGGCUAGUUUUUGAGGCACCAUAGCCAAGUUUAGGAGCAACUUACCAAUACCAAUGGGGUGAAGUUUUAGAAUGUUGUUGCCAAUAAAUCUCCUUCUGUAGCAAUUCUACAUAUACUCCCCUAUUACUGUUACUGUUACUGCCACGAUCAUUGUUGUAUAACUUUCUUAAUUAAUUUGAUCACAACUUUCUC